Messenger RNA from Mollisia scopiformis, 1391 nucleotides. RefSeq lists its product as uncharacterized. The record is from RefSeq and is a predicted model, not a curated record. The transcript is spliced from 3 exons. Bases 303 to 1391 code for a protein of 362 amino acids. NCBI's taxonomy places the organism in Eukaryota, Fungi, Ascomycota, Leotiomycetes, Helotiales, Mollisiaceae.
GAUCAGCACAAUCAGAUCUCACCACGAUCUCAUUGACAAACGCCCAUAACCGCAACCGCAGUACACGACCUCAAUCCGGAUAACAAGUGCGUGUAUUUCCAAGCACAUGGGCCGCCCAACUCAGAUUCCAAAUUUACGCCGUCCACGCUGUCGGCAACGGGUCCCGACAUUUGUCCAACAUCACUACUGUAGAGCACCUUAUUUGAUUGUAAGCUAAUUGUUCCCAAUAUAGACGGACUUUGGUCGGAAUUCUCUCCUUCCGAGUGUUCUAUUUCCGGUGUGAUUAUGGCUCUUUUGCUCGCAUGCGGCGUUCGAGUCGCGGCAAAUUAGUCGACAUUAUCGUUAGGUCGGACCAGCUCUCGAAUGCGGACAUUUGGGGAGGUCAAGCGAAGAGCCGACCAGGAUGGCAGCGAAAGAGGCAAGUGCGUGAGACAUGGACAUGGUCUGAGUGUUCGAGAAGCUUGAGGGACAUUGACAGCAGGGUGGCAGAUGCGCGUUGGAGGCACAGAACAGAUGAAAGAAAGAGCACGGUUCUUGGGAAUUCUCUGUUUCGAAACAUUCGAGUCGCAGGUUACGAGGGAAUUACAGAUGACGAGAAGGGGAAGGGGGAUGCGAUGAUGUUGCUGGUGGGACAGAGCGACACGGGGAUGAGAUUCCUUCGCCCGUCGGAGAGAAAAGAAGUCGGGAAAUCUGGGAAAGAGGGCUUGAGGGUACAGUAUCUCGGAAAGAUGCUGAUGCUGUUGACUGUACUCGGCAAGUUCAGGAGGGAGGGAGGGGUUGGGGUUGGGGUUGGGGUUGGGGUCAGGGAGGCUCGAGGUCUGGAAUCAAGUGCAGACAGAAUAGGGGGUCUCGGUAAAGUCGAUCUGGAGGAUUCACUGGAAUUUCUCAUGGAUGAAUGUUCGCGAUGUCCAAGCUUCAACUCGAAACAUGAGAAGAAACAAGAAGAAACAUCAGAUAAACCCCACAACCUGUACGAAAAACCCCCCAUCGGUAGCGAUGCUGACAUGCAGUCGGAGUGGGCAUGGCAGGGCAGGGCAGGGCAGGGCAGGGCUGGGCUUGGGCUCGGGACCAGGAUCAGAAGCUUCCAGGCGUGUCCCUCUCCUAAGCAACAAACAAACACUCUUCUGGAUCAUGGCGGCCGAGGAUUGCCUCGUGCAAAGUCUUCCUGUGAUGACGAACAGCCGCCGGCUAAUCCUGACGAGGGCGUACGUCUGGACGUCUGGAAUCAAGUCGGGCGCAGUCAACUUGCCCAAGUGUUGGUACUCGUACCAGUGACAAACGUAGGUAACAAAACCAACAAAACCAACAGAAGAAAAAGCGUAGCACCAAAGAAGGUUGCGGAAGAGGAGCCACGGGACUGGAUGCGGGAAAGUUAUUUCUCCUACUCCUAA